Molecule: messenger RNA, 776 nt
Organism: Zophobas morio
Lineage: Eukaryota; Metazoa; Arthropoda; Insecta; Coleoptera; Tenebrionidae
Gene: eca
Product: eclair
Exons: 3
Coding region: 93-746 (217 amino acids)
Biological process (GO): Golgi organization; endoplasmic reticulum to Golgi vesicle-mediated transport; intracellular protein transport
Cellular component (GO): COPII-coated ER to Golgi transport vesicle; endoplasmic reticulum; Golgi apparatus
Source: RefSeq, a predicted model, not a curated record
ACAGUUUUGACACAUGUCACUUGUCACUUUCCAAAAAAUACCACAGUGACGUGUAACUAAACACGGUCCAAAAACGCAAAACUGAAGCAAAAAUGUUAAACACACAACUGAUAACGUUCCUUUUUGUGAGCACACUCUUCACCUACGGACACUCGUUGUACUUCCACAUCGGUGAAACCGAACGAAAGUGUUUCAUCGAAGAAAUCCCGGAUGAAACCAAUGUCAUAGUCAACUACAAAGUGGAGUUGUACGACCCCCGAAGCGGCGGCUUCAUGCCGUCGUCGCCCGGCAUCGGCAUGCACGUGGAAGUGAGGGACCCCGACGACAAGACCCUCCUGUCUCGGGUGUACAGCUCCGAAGGAAAAAUGUCGUUCACGUCGCACACCCCCGGCGAGCACGUAAUUUGCAUGUACUCGAAUAGCUCGGCGUGGUUCAGCGGGUCGCAGCUGCGCGUCCAUCUGGACAUUCAAGUGGGGGAGCACGCCGUCAACUACGGAGAAGUGGUGCAAAAGGAGAAGUUAUCGGAGUUGCAACUGAGGGUGCGCCAGUUGUUGGAUCAGGUGGAUCAGAUCACCAAAGAACAGAACUACCAGAGGUAUCGAGAAGAGCGUUUCAGACAAACUAGCGAAAGUACGAACUCGCGAGUCUUGUGGUGGUCUGUCACUCAAACCGCGGUUUUGCUAGCCAUGGGGGCCUGGCAAAUGAAACACUUAAAGAGCUUCUUUGAAGCGAAAAAACUAGUGUAAUUUAUUGUUUGUAAUAAAGAUCUAUGUACA